AUGGGCGGCCCUCGUCCUGGCGGCCGAGCUGGCCCCCGCCUGGGCCUUGCAAUUCCUCCGUCUGCCAACGUCAAGCCGGUCGGGAACCAGGGGGCACCUCCUCCGCGUCCGGCGCUACCCACAUUGAACAUCGCCACUCCGAUGGGCAGCACCGUGGUGCCGCAAGAACAGCCGCACAAGGCCCUGAGCUUGCAAAGUGCGAGUGGUGGUAGCGAGAGCAGCGCCGCUCACAGCAGGAGCGGGAGUUUUGGGCCGCUCGACGGCCGCGCCAGUAAUCCCACCAGUGCCGGCUCUCAGUUCAGCGCCCUCUCCUUCGCUAGCCACUAUGGUAUUGGGUCGACAAGGCAGACGGGCGAUCCAGUAUCGGCGGUUGGAUCGCUGUAUUCGAAUGCCAGUGAGAGCAUAGGCGAAGAGGGCAGCUUACACGGACUGGAAAGCUUUGAUAAGCUGAGCCUUGAGAAGGCGAGGACAGCAGAUGUGGAAGACCUGGAUGACGAAGGUUGGCGAAUUGUGAGUAUGGAGAAGAGGAUCAUCGAGCUGGGAACCCUGGGUGAAGGUGCCGGUGGUGCAGUGACAAAAUGCAAGUUGAAGGGUGGGAACACCAUGUUCGCCCUCAAGAUUAUCACAACAAACCCUGACCCGGACGCCAAGCGGCAAAUCAUUCGCGAGUUGGGCUUCAACAAGGAGUGUGCCUCGCAACAUAUUUGCCGCUACUACGGUGCAUUCGUCGACCCCGCGACGGCCACCAUCUCCAUCGCAAUGGAGUUUUGCGAGGGCGGGUCUCUGGACAGCAUCUACAAGGAGGUCAAGCGGCUCGGUGGCCGGACAGGUGAAAAGGUGCUGGGCAAAAUUGCCGAGGGUGUCCUCCAAGGUCUGACCUACCUUCACUCCAAGAAGAUCAUCCACCGCGACAUCAAGCCGAGCAACAUCCUUCUUUGCCGCAAUGGCGACGUGAAGCUCUGCGAUUUCGGUGUCUCUGGCGAGUUCGGCACUAAGGGCGACGCGUCCACCUUCAUUGGCACCAGCUACUACAUGGCACCAGAACGUAUUACGGGCCAGUCAUACACCAUCACGUCCGAUGUCUGGUCUACCGGUAUCACACUGCUUGAGGUUGCCCAGCAUCGUUUCCCGUUCCCGGUCGACGGCACCGAGAUGCAGCCCCGCGCCGGCCCUCUCGAUUUGCUGACCUACAUCGUCAAGCACCCGACGCCUAAACUCAAGGACGAGCCCGAUGCCAACAUCUUCUGGAGUGGCAACUUCAAGUACUUCAUCGACUGCUGUCUCGAAAAGGAACCGUCCCGCCGUGCGACCCCCUGGCGUAUGAUGGAGCACCCCUGGAUGAAGGAGAUGAGCACCAAGCGCGUCAACAUGCGCCGUUACCUGUCGCAAGUUUGGGGCUGGGAUGAUCAGGAACCUCAGGCGCCACAGAAGGCAUAG
Molecule: messenger RNA, 1437 nt
Organism: Chaetomium strumarium
Lineage: Eukaryota; Fungi; Ascomycota; Sordariomycetes; Sordariales; Chaetomiaceae
Product: kinase-like domain-containing protein
Exons: 3
Coding region: 1-1437 (478 amino acids)
Biological process (GO): protein phosphorylation
Molecular function (GO): ATP binding; protein kinase activity
Source: RefSeq, a predicted model, not a curated record